Molecule: messenger RNA, 3473 nt
Organism: Centruroides sculpturatus (bark scorpion)
Lineage: Eukaryota; Metazoa; Arthropoda; Arachnida; Scorpiones; Buthidae
Product: exportin-T-like
Exons: 27
Biological process (GO): tRNA re-export from nucleus; intracellular protein transport
Cellular component (GO): cytoplasm; nuclear pore; nuclear matrix
Molecular function (GO): small GTPase binding; tRNA binding
Source: RefSeq, a predicted model, not a curated record
AAAAUGUCGAUAUCCGAAGAAACGUGGCCAUGGUAGCAACGUGAUUAGAAGAUUGGAAAAAAUGUUUAUUAUUUUAUAUUUUUUAUGCAAGGAUAUAUUAUUGGAAAUGAAAAUAUAAAAAAUGGAUAUUGAAGUAAUUCAAGGGUUUCUUUGUCAUGGAGAUCCUGCUGCACAAACAAGAGCUUUGCAGUAUUUUGAACAAUUAAAAUCAGCUGAAGAUGGUUGGCAGUUAUGUACAAAAACUCUUGCAACUGGACAACAUGAAAAUCAUGUUAAAUUUUUCUGCUUACAAGUGAUUGAACAUUUUAUCAAAACAAGAUAUGAACAAUCGGAUGCUACUCAACAACAACAAAUUAGAGAAUUCAUCUGUUAUUGGAUUCGAACUCAGCCAGAAUCACAUAAAGGAGAAGAAACAUUUAUUAAAAAUAAAGUUGCUCAACUUGUAUCUAUGGUUUUUUUAAUUGAUUAUCCUCAUCAUUGGCCUUCUUUCUUUGCUGAUCUCUUACAAACACUUUCAUUUGGACCAAGUGCUACUGAUUAUUAUUUGAGGAUUCUUCUUGCCAUUAACAGUGAUGUUGCCGAUCGAGAAAUAGCUAGAACACAAAAAGAUUUGGAAAGGAAUACAUUAAUAAAGGAUACUAUUAGAGAACAUUGCGUUAAUGAUUUGGUAAAUUCUUGGUAUCAUAUUGUGACGUCCUAUCAGAAUUCCCAUCCAGAACUCUCUUGUUUAUGCUUAGAAGUAAUUGGAGGAUAUGUUGCAUGGAUUGAUAUUGGUCUUAUUGCCAAUGACCGUUUUGUAGGAAUUUUAGUUCAUUUUCUUGGUCAUCAAGAUCUUCGUGAAGCUGCCUGUGAUUGCAUUCACGAAAUUAUAAAUAAGGGAAUGGAUCCGGCUGCUAAAACUAAAUUAGUUGAAUCUUUUAUGGCAGUACUGGAUCAAGCUGGAGUAUUAAAUACAGCCGAAGACGAUGACAGUGAAUUUAUGGUGAAAUUAGCAAAAUUAGUAAAUGUUAUGGGAACGUCUGUUCUAACUUCCUGGACAAAAGUUUUAAAAUUGGGAGAUAUGCAAACUACAGAAGUAAUUAAAAAAGCAAUUGAAAAUAAAAUUCCUUUAAUGUUGAAGUUUCUUAACCAUGAAGAUGAAGAUGUAUCACAGUCAGUUUGCGAGUUUGCCAGAGAGUAUCUUCAGUAUUUAAAACAUGAAAUAAAACUGUCUUCUUAUGAUGAUAUGGAAAAAGCUAAUGUAGAGGCAAUGAUAUAUAUUAUUAUAAACAGAUAUAAAUAUGAUGAAACUUACAACUUCGCUCAUCAGGGAGAAGAUGAAGCACUGUUUGACGAAUAUAGAAAAAGUUUAAAAGUUUUAUUUGACAAUAUUGCCCAAUUGGAUAAAGAAAUGGUUUUAACCAAUGUUCGGGAAAUGAUUGUAAAAACCUUGCAGCAGUGGCGGACUGCUCCGUUUCAAGAUGUCGAAGUUGCUAUUACUUUUCUGUAUCUUUUGGGAGAAGCUAUCCCAGUAAGUUCUGUUAUAAAUGNAAAUCAUUUUGUAGGAGAAAGUGAUCGACAGGCUUCCAUGACAGAGAUGUUGCAAUUGUUAGUUACUAGUGGAGUUAGCAGAUACGGCCAUAUUGCCGUUACCUUGCAAUUUUUUGAGACAAUUGUAAGAUACGAGAAAUUUUUUAUUCAGGAACCACAACAUAUUCCAGAUGUAUUAAUUGCAUUUGUUGACGAAAGAGGGCUUCGACACAGCAGUCCAAGAAUUCGGAGUAGGACAUCUUAUCUGUUUUCCAGGUUUAUAAAAUGUUUGAAGUGAAUCUCAUGUUCAAACUUUACCGAAGAAAUCUUAAAACAGUUACAAGAAUUAUUAAUUCUAGCAUCACCUGAAAAUGGUUUGUCAACUUCGCUUCUUUCACAAGAUGAUCAAUUGUUCCUCUACGAAACGUCAGCCAUAUUAAUAGUUUCAAGUCAGUUUGAUUUACAGAAAAAACAACUACUUGUGAAGAGUAUUCUAAGUCCAGUAAUAGGAAAAUUUGAAAUAUUUCUUCAGAAACUUUCUGUAGAAACAGAAAAAGAAAUGCAACGAGUUAUUGCCGAUUGUAUGAGUCACGCUAUUGCCGUAACAAGUCGGACAAGUAAAGCGUUCUCAAAUCAGCAAACUAUGAAAUCUUGUGGUUGUGUUCAAAUAUACUUAGAUGCUCUUCAAGUUUUCUUAAGAUGUUUAGAGCUUCCAUACGAGCAAGCCAUAUUGCAAUCUGCAGUUCGUCAGUAUUUACACAGAAUGGUUGUUUGUUUGGAAGAAGAAAUCUUACCAUUUAUCCCCGGUGCAGCUGAAAAAUUACUAAGAAGUACGGAUAUUCGGAGCAUUCAAGAGUUCAUUCCAUUAAUUAAUCAAAUUAUUAGCAAAUUUAAGAAAGAAAUAGUGCCGUACCUACUUCGGAUCUUUAUGCCCUUGGUGUCUGCCAUAUUUGCAGUUCUUGCCGUCCCGAUAGACGAAAACGACCAGCAGGCGCAGAGAGAGAGGCAGCUGUUGCAACGAAGUUAUUUUCUUUUUAUUGCAGCUGUCGUGACAAAUAACGUCACAGAAGUAAUUGCAUCUCAAGAUAUGCAAAAUUUAGAACAAGUCCUGUUAACAAUAAUUCAAGGUGCUGUUGAUUUUCCUGAUCCGGUCGCCCAAAAAACUUGUUUUAGUAUACUUAAGAAGAUGGUGGAGUUAUGGGGUGGUUCGGACGGUAUCCCCGGUUUUGUUGAUUUCAUCUAUAAAUCAAUUGUCCCUGCCUGUUUUGUAGCUCCUUUGAAAGAUACUUUUGAUCUGACGGAUGCUCAGACAAUUCUGGCUUUGUCAGAAAGUGCUACGUGUCUAAAAACCAUUCUAGAUAAACGAGGGGACGAAUUUGUAAAUUAUCUGCAAAGUCAAUAUCUUCCGACUCUCAGAGUCUCGCCACAACAGAUUCAUGAAUAUUGUCAGGCUUUAAAAUCAGAUACAAAAGUUUUUAAAAAUUAUUUAAAGCUUUUUUUCCAACAAGCAAAAUCAUAGCAAAUUGUAAAUAUAUAAAUAAACAAUAUAUAUAUUAUGAAAUUGUACAGGUUUUAUCUGUAAGAUGACUUGCCUGAAUCGAGCAAACGUUAAUGUGAACCACUGUCGACAUUCCUCUGCGGGAAACAAAAUGUGGUAUUUUGUAAAUACAGAAAUUGAUUUUCUUCGAGCCCAAAUCGCAAGUCUAUGAAAAUCAGGCAACCAAAGAAAGUUUAAGGUUGGCCGGAGAGCUUCCGAUCCGGCGUGCCGCACUUCCAGAAGAGUUUGUUGGAAACACGCUUCUCGCAACUAUAGUGUGUUCCAAUAAAAUUGUCUGACAAAAAAUAUAAUGUGCAAAUAACUAAAUAAAUUGUGCAAAAUGCCUUGAUAACAUACAAGUUGUUGCUGUGUAUAAAAAUUCUGUUGAAAUUUUUUUCCAGGAAAUAAAUUUUGAAAUGAAUAUUUA